AUGCUUAACGGUUACGGGAUGAAGCAUUUCCAAGCUUUGAUCGACUGUGAUCGGGAUCAUGGGCCUCUGAUGCGGGUCAUAUCCUCGUGCGCAGCCUCUUGCAGAAGUGUCCCGCAUUAUCGUAGUGGUGGUUCCACGGCGGCCCUGAUAGAAAAUUUGGUUGACAAGCUGUCAUCCCGGCUCCCCGGCGUAACCAUUAGUAGAGACAUUGCCGAGAUUUGUUUAGAUGAGGGUUUAAAUCCUCCACUCUCAGGUUAUGUUGGACGACUAUUCCUUUACGUUGGACUCACCUGCUCAACACGGCACAUUCCCGGUCCAUGGUACACGAGGUUCACCCAUCUUCGUCUGAAGCGCGCAGUCUACGGACCCAUUGUCCGCCUCUCUCCCUACGAAGUCGGAGUAUCAGACCUCAGUGCGUUCAAGGAGAUUCACAGAAUUGGCACCAAGUAUCUCAAGAGCACGUGGUAUCAGCGUUUGGCCAAUUUCCCAAAAGCGGGUCAUGAUCCUCGAAGAAAGCUGCUCUCCGGCUCCUUCAGCCGCACGUACCUCGUUAAUAACUGGGAGUCCAUUGUCCGCGAGAAGGCGCUUCUCUGCGUCUCCAAGAUCAAGAAGGAUGCGAUGCGGAAUACGGCAGAUGUGUACAACUGGUGGAUGCUGCUUGCUUCGGAUGUCAGCGCUCACCUUGCGUUUGGCGAGUCUUUUGGCAUGCUGGAGACUGGUCAAGCAAAUCAAUUCAUCCGGGUCCUUAAGAAGCUGACUAUGGGCGCUGGUAUCAUGGUAGAGAUGCCACUGCUUCGCCUCUUGCGUUUCGUCCCAAUCCCUGCUGUGCAGGAGAUGUUCAACGCCAACAACUACAUACUCAAGGGAGCUGGUCGCGCCGUGCAGAUGGCAAGGUCUCGCAGCGGUGAGAACAACAUUUUCGCCAAGGUCAUUGAGGACUGCGAAAAGGAGGGCGACGGACAUAUUGACGACAUGGACGUCAGGAUCGAAGCCAUGAAUGUGAUCAUCGCUGGGACGGACACAACAGGUGUCACCUUGACGUACCUUACAUGGGCAGUCCUUCAACGACUCGAACUCCAAGCAGCUCUUGAAGCCGAAUCUGCGGGCUUGAAGGAUAACUUUACGGAAAACGAUCUCAUCAACCUUCUAUUGCUGAACGCCGUUAUCGAAGAGAUUCAUCGUCUUCACGGCGUCGCUCCGAGCAGUCUUCCUCGCGUUGUCCCUCCCGGUGGCAGCACACUUGGCGGCAAGUUCGUCCCAGAGGGCACCACCGUCAGCACGCAAGCAUAUACCUUCCACCGUGACCCCUCGAUAUGGAGCGAUCCGCUCACCUUCAACCCCUCCCGCUGGAUCGGCACUAAAGAAUCCCCCGCCGAAGCCUCUUCCGCCGACGCGAAAACCGCAUUCCAUCCGUUUGGCGUUGGUGCGCGCUCCUGCGUGGGCAUUCAACUUGCGCCCAUGGAGUUGCGGUAUGCGGUCGCUUUCUUCUUCCGCGAGUGCAAGGGCGUACAGUUGGCGAGGAGUACGACGCCGGAGAGUAUGGCGUUUGAGAAUUUCUUUUUGAUUGCGCCGAAGAGUCAUCGGUGUGAGAUCACGUUUGAUGAUGCAGAGGAGUAG
This is a messenger RNA of Trematosphaeria pertusa, 1617 nucleotides long. RefSeq names its product cytochrome P450. NCBI's taxonomy places the organism in Eukaryota, Fungi, Ascomycota, Dothideomycetes, Pleosporales, Trematosphaeriaceae. The transcript has 7 exons. The record is from RefSeq and is a predicted model, not a curated record. Gene Ontology annotation, molecular function: heme binding; monooxygenase activity; oxidoreductase activity, acting on paired donors, with incorporation or reduction of molecular oxygen. Bases 1 to 1617 code for a protein of 538 amino acids.